Arabidopsis lyrata subsp. lyrata is the source of this 1272-nucleotide messenger RNA. Its product is annotated as hydroxyproline O-arabinosyltransferase 2. The transcript has 8 exons. Bases 71 to 1147 code for a protein of 358 amino acids. Gene Ontology annotation, molecular function: glycosyltransferase activity. The record is from RefSeq and is a predicted model, not a curated record. Lineage: Eukaryota; Viridiplantae; Streptophyta; Magnoliopsida; Brassicales; Brassicaceae.
UACAACUUGAAACUGCAUAUGCAUUUGCAUAUGCACAUGAAUGAAUUUUUGAUACAGAAAAAGAGAGAAAAUGAGAUUUCGUGGGAAGUUUUUCUUCCCAAUUCUCAUGACUCUAUCGUUAUUUCUAAUAAUUAGAUACAACUACAUAGUCUCCGAUGAUCCUCCUCUCCGGCAAGAAUUCCCCGGUCGCCGAGCAGCCUCUUCCAGAGAUGAGGUCACAUAUUCCGUCAAGACUCCGUCAAAGAAGACAAAGAGACUGUUUCACACGGCGGUGACAGCCACGGAUUCCGUGUAUAGCACGUGGCAGUGUCGGGUCAUGUACUAUUGGUACAACAGGUUCAGGGACGAACCGGGAUCGGAUAUGGGUGGGUAUACCCGGAUCUUGCAUUCGGGUCGACCCGAUGGACUCAUGGAUGAGAUCCCUACCUUUGUUGCUGACCCUCUUCCUUCCGGUGUUGACAAGGGAUAUGUAGUUCUAAAUAGGCCUUGGGCGUUUGUGCAAUGGCUUCAACAAGCACAUAUAGAGGAAGAUUACAUUCUCAUGGCGGAACCUGAUCAUAUCAUAGUUAAACCAAUACCAAACCUAGCCAGAGGCAAUCUCGCGGCUGCGUUUCCCUUUUUCUACAUUGAACCGAAGAAAUAUGAAUCGGUUCUCCGCAAAUUCUUCCCCAAAGAGAAUGGACCAAUAUCAAGAAUCGAUCCCAUCGGGAAUUCUCCAGUGAUUGUCACUAAGAAUGCAUUAAUGAAAAUUGCUCCAACAUGGAUGAACGUUUCUUUGGCUAUGAAAAAUGACCCACAAACAGAUAAAGCUUUUGGUUGGGUUCUUGAAAUGUAUGCAUACGCUGUUUCUUCUGCGUUACACGGCGUGAGCAACAUUCUACACAAAGACUUCAUGAUUCAGCCUCCUUGGGACACCGAAACAAAGAACACGUUCAUAAUACAUUACACUUACGGCUGCGAUUUCGACAUGAAGGGGAAGAUGAUGGUAGGGAAGAUUGGAGAAUGGAGAUUCGAUAAACGGUCUUACGGGAGUAAACCGCCCCCAAGAAAUCUCCCAUUGCCUCCACAAGGUGUUCCCGAGAGCGUGGUGACAUUGGUGACAAUGGUGAACGAAGCUACAGCUAAUAUUCCCAACUGGGAAUCUUGAAAAGAAAUUCUUUUUUUUUUCCUAAACAAGACUCUAUUCCUUUAAUUCUGUCCCAAAAAUGUAGUUGUAGAAAAUAUACGAAUGAACGUUACGGCUUUCUGUUUCAUAAUCAAUCAUACAGCAAA